Messenger RNA from Balearica regulorum gibbericeps (East African grey crowned-crane), 1003 nucleotides. The record is from RefSeq and is a predicted model, not a curated record. Lineage: Eukaryota; Metazoa; Chordata; Aves; Gruiformes; Gruidae.
AUGGGGUCUCAUUGUAACAGUUCCUCAGUCUCUGUUGCUGCUCACACUUUUGCUGCAGAAAUUCCUGACUUCCUGACAGAGGAGGAGUGCAAGGUCAUCGUCCAUCUGGCACAGCUGAAGGGGCUGCAGAAGAGCCAGAUCCUACCAACAGAUGACUAUGAGGAAGCCAUGGAAAUGAUAGAAAUCAGCCAGAUGGACAUUUUCAAUCUCCUGGACCACAAUCAGGAUGGGCAGCUGCAGCUCAAAGAGGUGUUGACCCACACCCGGCUUGGGAACGGCAGGUGGAUGACCCCCGAAAACAUCCGGGAGAUGUACACUGCAGUCAAGGCUGAUCCUGAUGGGAAUGGUGUGCUGAGCUUGGAGGAGUUCAAACAAUUGAAUAUCCGUGAUUUCCACAAGUACAUGGGAAGCCAGAAAGUGAAGAUGAGUGAUUUGGUGCGCAACAGCCAGCACACCUGGCUGUACCAGGGCGAGGGGGCACACCAGGUCAUGAGAGCCAUACGGCAAAGGGUAAUGCGCCUGACUCGCUUGCCCCCCGAGAUUGUGGAGCACAGCGAGCCCCUCCAGGUUGUGCGGUACGACCAAGGAGGGCACUACCAUGCCCACAUGGACAGUGGCCCCGUCUUCCCCGAGACUGCCUGCAGCCACACCAAGCUGGUCGCCAAUGAAAGCGCUCCCUUUGAGACCUCGUGCCGGUAUGUGACAGUGCUGUUCUACCUGAACAACGUGACUGGGGGAGGCGAAACAGUCUUUCCUAUAGCUGAUAACAGGACGUACGAAGAGAUGUCUUUGAUCCAGAACGACGUUGACCUGCGAGAUACUCGGAAAAACUGCGACAAGGGCAAUUUGCGAGUGAAACCUCAGCAAGGCACUGCUGUCUUCUGGUACAACUACCUGUCAGAUGGAGAAGGCUGGGUGGGGGAGCUGGACGACUUUGCCCUGCACGGGGGCUGCCUGGUCACCCAAGGCACCAAGUGGAUCGCCAACAACUGGAUCAACGUGG